Ziziphus jujuba (common jujube) is the source of this 1368-nucleotide messenger RNA. Its product is annotated as putative disease resistance protein At3g14460. The transcript has 4 exons. Lineage: Eukaryota; Viridiplantae; Streptophyta; Magnoliopsida; Rosales; Rhamnaceae. The record is from RefSeq and is a predicted model, not a curated record. The coding region runs from base 1 to 1368 and encodes 455 amino acids.
AUGGCAGAAGGUCUUUUGCAAACCCAAAGAAACAAGCCGCUGGAAGAAGUUGGAAAUGAAUAUCUUAAAGAUCUAGUAUCGAGGUCAUUCUUUCAUGUUUGGUCAUAUGGCAGACUUACCAUGCAUGAUCUUGUGAAUGAUCUUGCCAAAUUUGUAUCAGGAGAAUCUUGUUUGAGGUUGAAUCAUGAUUGCUCACAGGACUUUGUGACAAACAAGACCCGUCAUUUAUCACUUUGGAGGUGCAAGUCCUAUGAUAUCAAUAUAUUAGGGGAUGGUUGUGAAAAUAAGACACUAAUAAUGCAUUCUUGUCUUGAACUUACUCAGUUGCCAGUUAUAAUUGACAGUUUGAAGCAUCUGAGGUACUUAGACUUAUCUGGUAGUGCAAUUGAAAGGAUGUCUGACACGAGAGAUGCCACCACAACUCUCAAACUUGAAAAGUCUGAAAAGUUUAGGACAAUUUGCUGUCGGAAAAAUAUUGAAUCUAAUAUUAAAGAGCUAGGUAAGUUUCAAAAUCUGCGUGGUAAACUAUGCAUUACAAAUCUUGAGAAUGUAGUAAAUGUUGAAGAUGUUUCGGAGGCCAAUUUAAAGGAUAAGAAGCUUAUUCGUGAACUGAUCUUGGAGUGGAAGGGUGAUAGUGCUAAAGAUUCACAUGAAGCAUGGAAGAAGGAGUGGUCAUUGAUGGGAUGUAGCAAACAAGUUGGUGAUGGAGUUUUCUCAAAUCUUAAGUAUGUUACUUUUUCAGACUGUCCGAAGCUAAAUGGAGCGUGCAUACCAGAUUAUCUUCCAUCCUUGACCUAUCUUCGUAUAAGUGGAAGUAGUGACCAUCUGGUGGGUUCGUUAUCAAGGUGUGAAUAUCCAUCGCUUGAUAAGUUGCAUUUAGAAUAUUGUCCAACAAUGAAGUCGUUUCCACAAGGGAAAUUGCUCUUCAACAUUAAAAAAAUUAAAAUAUUUGAAUGCAAUGAAGUAGUGUCACAUUCGAAAGAGGGUUGGCCAUGCAACUUAAAGUCGCUUAAAAUAAGCCAAUGUGAAAAGGUGUUUGGGGAACCCAUGGAGUGCAAUCUGCGGAUGCUCACUACUCUUACUUCUCUGAAGUUAAACUUGCCGCCAAACCUCAAAUCCCUAAAUGGGAUGGGUUUUGGAUGCCUUGUCUCCCUUCAAAAAUUGUAUAUUAUAGCAUGUGGUGAGUUCCAGUGCUUGGUAGAAGAAGAUGAAGGGCUACCAGCCUCUCUUACUACUCUUGAGCUCUGUUAUCUUCCAGAGCUCAAAUCACUAAAUGCCAGCGCCUUUCGAAACCUCACCUCCCUUCAAAAUUUGCUGAUUACUAAAUGCACACUUCUCCAGUGCUUGCCUGAAGAAAGGCUGCCAUAA